Molecule: messenger RNA, 1152 nt
Organism: Salvia splendens (bonfire salvia)
Lineage: Eukaryota; Viridiplantae; Streptophyta; Magnoliopsida; Lamiales; Lamiaceae
Product: putative pre-16S rRNA nuclease
Exons: 8
Coding region: 305-841 (178 amino acids)
Biological process (GO): rRNA 5'-end processing
Source: RefSeq, a predicted model, not a curated record
UUUGUCUUUAAAAUAAAAUUUAAUUUAUACCCAAAAUAACCCUCACACUGAGUGCCCUAAACCUUGCAGCCUCCGCGCGCCGCUCACCGCCAAUUCAGCCGUAGUUGCGCCGCCUUGUAACGCCGCCUUCAUCCUCCCGGCGACAUCAAAUACUCUAAAUUUAGUUUUUCGGAACUUAUUAGUGGUUUUACUGAAGCUUGAUGGUUGAUUACAUACUUCUGAAUUUGCUGAAAUUAAGGAAAAUCUCUUGAAGAGAAAUGAGCUUGCAAAGUUUGAUAUUUGCAGUUUUGUGUAUCUAAUUGAGAUGAAGUACUUAAAGCCACUGAAACUGUAUCAAGAAUUGUUGAAGUCAAGUGAGGUCAAACGAGGCCGUUUGCUUGGCUUGGAUGUAGGUGAUAAGUACAUCGGCCUCUCUGUUUCUGAUGCUAAUAACAUAACAGCAUCGCCCUUAAGUGUCCUUGUACGUAAAAGAACAAAUAUCGACCUGAUAUCUACUGAUUUCCAGACUUUGAUUUCCGGACUUUCCCUGGAAGGCUUUGUCAUUGGCUAUCCUUUCGACAGGCAUAAGAGCAACCCAGAUGCAGUGCAAGUGAAGCUUUUUAUCGAUGAUCUCAAUAAAACAGGGAAGUUUGAAGAUUUAAAGUACACAUUCUGGGAUGAGUGCUUUACAUCGAAGAAUGUUGAGUUUCUCUUGAAGCCUUUGACAUUACAUCCAGUACAACUCAAGACAAUUAUGGACAAAUUUGCUGCUGUGGGAAUCCUUCAGGGUUACCUGGAUUUUGCUAGCAGAAGUCGAGGUCUAAAAGAAACUGAAAAUCUGCUUGAUGAAAAAAUUGACUGAUGAUCUCGACUCACGAACACUAUAGAGUGGCAAAAUCAUACAAUUUUUAGCACGUGGAGUGUUUUAAUAUCCACAUAUCUGUUGCUAUUCCGAGUGAAAUAAUACAUCAGCGUCCGACACCAUAUGGUUAUCAUACCUGUCUGUCGUUCUUUUUAUCACGCGAUGAAACGAGCCCUAUAUGUAUGACUGUAUGAGUCUUAUGGUUUGCAGACCAUGGUAUUUAGAUUACACAUAUUGUUGCUCACAUCGCAUGGUGUGAUUUAUCUAUGUUGUAUGAUUUGCAUUAAUAAAAUGUACUCUUUUUUGUGAUA